Chaetomium strumarium is the source of this 3989-nucleotide messenger RNA. RefSeq lists its product as uncharacterized. The coding region runs from base 370 to 3828 and encodes 1152 amino acids. The record is from RefSeq and is a predicted model, not a curated record. Gene Ontology annotation, molecular function: lipase activity. The transcript has a single exon. NCBI's taxonomy places the organism in Eukaryota, Fungi, Ascomycota, Sordariomycetes, Sordariales, Chaetomiaceae. Gene Ontology annotation, biological process: arachidonate metabolic process; diacylglycerol catabolic process.
CCACACGCAAGGGCCGCCAGGAACUCCAAUGGCAGUUGACCGACCAUUCUUGUGAAUGUUUCCGGUAUCAAAUCGCAACAGAAUCAUGACUCUUGCGUGGAAAUCUUGGUUUCUGACCCCUGGCACUCGUUCUACACUGUAUUGUACAUACAACUAGUGUGCCGAGCGUGCAUAACCCGGGCUCUCCCUGGCUUUUAUCACGACCAGUAUUGCCACUUCGAACCCCGUAGAAUAUGUCACCGCCCAUUUACUUCCUCCUGCCAACCAACACGGCGUGUCGAUGGUCUGCGGCAUCGUCGAAGAGAAAUCGAAGCCCCUGCAUGGCAAGCACUCCCUCGGACUAGACUCCGGAGUGUCCGGAUCACAAGAAUGACGACACCUGUGCGCAGGGCAGGGUUUGCUGUCGACAGGGACAAUGCAGUCUCACGGAUCACGCACCGUCCCGAUCAGGAUGUCGAGGCCCAGCUCCUGAGCAGAACUGGUGCUCAUUUUGAAACCGGCAGCCCCCUUCUCCCCACGCCGAUAGCCAACCUCGUCAGUUUCGCCACGCGGUCCACGAGCUUCGCGAUCCGGACGAGCAGCACCAUCGGCGGCUAUGGCGUGGAUGCUGCGAAGCUGGCCACACUGUCCAGCCUCGAGCUGGGCCGCGCCCUUUUCCAGGGCGUCCUCGUCCGGGCCAGCAAGGACACCAACUCCUCCGGUUCCCACUCGGCGCAGGCGGCGGCCGCGAACCUGAACAGCUUCGUGGACCAGAUCGCCCUGUGGGCUGCGAGCGGAUUCAACUUGACGAGCAGUGCACUGUCGAUGCUCUCCGAGUCGAGCCAGGUCGUGCUCUUGACGCUUGAUCGAUUCUUCGGUUCCACCGAGUCUUCACGCGCCAUAGCCAGCAUCAUCAGCAUGAUCCGCCGCGAGUUUCAGUUCCCCGCUCUGGGGGGUUUGGGGGAACAGGUGAAAGCUACCGAUCUAGUGCUAGCAUUUUGCGCCCUGGCUUAUCUCCAGAGGUCAUGUCGUGGCUUGCUGGAAGAGGAAAGGCGCGCCGCUCGCGUCGAGGAGACCGUGUGGGACGUCGUGGUCCUCAACGAUGACAGACGACUCGACGUUCAGGAAGAAGGCUCGUAUCGUGAUUCUACCAGAGCUGUCAUCGAAAAGGCCCGGAACGGUGUAACGCACAGCGAUCAGAAGGCGCAAGGAGACCGAGAAGACCCAGAGAACCAACGACUGUCGAUGCUGCAGCUCGAGAGAGAGAUUUUGCGGUCCCUGCCGGACAACGUCAAAGUCUCCAUCUCCAAGGAAGUUGCCACCUCGGAGACCAUCACCGUCAACAUCAUUGGUGAUGCACAGCAAAGCAGCUUUGAGCCGCCCGUUGGCGUCGAGCUGAUCGAGGAGAACAGGGGUAUCAGCGAAACGCAGUCCGAGCAUGGAGGAAAAAUUGCGUGCUCGCAGUAUGUCUUACGACAAGAGCGUCGCCAUGAGAAAAGGUUGUCCCUGGGAAGACUAGGCGCAGAUGCCGGCCAUGCCACCGGCUAUGUGGAGGAGCUGGACUCGAGCUCGGAGGAAGGUCCCGGGGAUCCGAGUCCUUACACAACCACUCCUCGGCUGCCAAUGCUUCCCGACUCCUCGACCGGACAGAGCACUCACGAAGCCAGUGUUCCGACGUCUGAGGCAGCUUCUUCCCUGGCGGCAUACCCUCUGCCAUCCCACGGCCUCACACUCGACAGCGGCAACAUAGGGGGCGAGAAACCGCUUCCAGCACUACCAGGCACUCCAGCAUUUAAUACACCAGCUAGGAGUCCACACAUACAUAUUCAGAGGCAGGCGUCGAGCAAGGGAUUGCCUCCAUUGGACGUCGACGAAUCUGCAUCCGGUUCGAAGCACGCAGAGAGGAAGGGGGGUUUCCGCAACGUGCUCAAGAAGUCCAUGUCGGUCUUUCACAAGGACGACUCUGGGUCCGAAGCUAUUGUUGCACGGAAGAAGAAGCACGCUUAUGGCAUUUCCCCUACGGAAAAGACACAGCAACGUCAUUCAUCUGAAGGACGCCAUGAACCCAGCCCUUCCCUCACCGGUUACUUCGCAGUAAGCGAGAGCAUACGACAGUCGACGACAACCCUCGCUGAAACGCACUCCAUAGUGAGUACCGACUAUUACCGGUCUGCCUCUAUAGUUGGUGAUGCGUUGGGCCGGGGAUACGGGGAAAUGGUACCAGAGAGAGAACCCGGUUACUCGCCGCCAACACCAAUGAGAGACCACCGAUACGUAGAGCCUCAACAUCCAGCUCUCUACACACCAGCUGCGAAUCGGUCGGUGUCAUCUCUCGUCUCAUAUCACCCACAACACCUGGCGAGUACCUUCAGUGCCACCGAAGAAGCCCCCAGCAGGCUCAGUCAACGGGGGACUUUGAAUGGCAUGUUUCCCGAGCGGCAUUUCUUGGCCAACAUCACGCGGUACAUGCGCUUCGCCUCGGCGUCGUAUGGGUCCAGCUUCCUCACGGUAAUGGGUAUGGCCACAGAGAUGCCGAUCCCGAAAUCCCUUGACGACACACACCACGAGCUGCGGUCGUUUGCCCACCACACCAGAUGCGACCCCAGCAGCAUUCUUCUGUCGUCGUUCGUCGAUGCCCAGGGCGGGUCGGACGGAACGGGGGCGACCAACACCGGGGUGCCGCUCGUGCAUUACGUAUCCCUGGAUCACCAGUCGAAAGCCGUUGUGCUCACCUGCCGCGGGACGCUGGGCUUCGAGGAUGUCCUGGCGGACAUGGCCUGCGAAUACGACACGUUACUUUGGCGGGACAACCGAUACAAGGUCCACAAGGGCAUCCACGCGUCAGCCAACCGUCUCCUCUAUGGUGGCGAUGGCAGGGUCCUGUACACGCUCAAGGCGGCGCUCGAGGAAUUCCCGGACUACGGCCUCGUCCUCACGGGCCACUCUCUGGGCGCGGCAGUAACCUCGCUCCUGGGCAUCAUGCUCUCCGAACCGGGCCGCGGACCGCCGGGUACACCCUUCGUCACGUCCCCCGAACCGCGCACCAAAUUCCUCUCUCACCAUCACCACCAUCACCACCAUCACCACCACCAUGUCUGCCUCCCCGCGGGACGACCAAUCCACGUCUACGCCUACGGACCCCCCGCCACGGUCUGCACGCCGCUGCGCAACGCCACGCGGGGGCUGAUCACGACGGUCGUCCACGGCGCCGACAUCGUGCCCCACCUCUCCCUCGGCCUGCUGCACGACUUCCAGGGCGCCGCGCUGGCGUUCAAGAUGGACAAGAUGAACAACAACCAACGGGCGGAUUCUUCUUCUUCUUCCAACAGCAGCAGCGACACCAGCAGUCCCCUGAAAUCGGAGAUGUGGCGUCGGAUUAGAGGGACGUUUUUGAAUGCCAUGUCGCACCCCCUUAGCGAAACCAGACGGAUCUUUGUUGGCGGUGCCGCGGGUGGCGCUGGAGACAACGACGACGACGACGACGAGUGGGCGUAUUCCACGCUCAAGGCGCUGCGGGCGCACAUGGCGGGAGACAAGCUGGUGCCGCCGGGGGAGGUGUUUGUGGUGGAGAGCGAGGAGGUGUUGAGGAGGGAGGCGUUUGUGUUCGCUAAUGCUGCGCCUGGUUCUGGUUCUGGUUCUGGUUCUGGGUCUGGGUUGAGGAGUGGUAAUGGUAAUGGUUACUAUCGGCUGGGGAGACCGGCUAAGAGGAUGGUGCUCAAGUAUGUCAGGGAUGUGGAGAAGCGAUUUGGGGAAGUUAGGUUCUACGGGUCCAUGUUGACGGAUCACAGCCCCGGGAGGUAUGAGGCCGCGUUGGAGAGGUUGAAGCUUGGUGUGGGCGUUAGGGAGUAGAGGUAGGUAGUAACUCACCGUUACUGCUGCCUACCUACCGUCUAAGUACAUACCUACAACCUGUUCCUUUACACGUGAAUACUAUAUAUCUUAGAUAUACCUCAUUCGGACGGCGGAUAGAAUCGGACGGGAGGGAAAGAUCACAGGAUGGAAAUGGUAGA